AUGUACAUCAUCAAGAGCAGCACGGAUAGCUCUCCUUCUACCUCUUUGCCAACAGAAUUUUCUAGCUUCAACGACCCCACAGAAACGGAGAUCUUUGCCUACCUCUACGUCCCGCUCAUCUUCAUCCUCGCCAUCGCCGGCGGGCUGGUCAUGUACUGCCGGUACCCUAUCAAGGAGAGGAGACGACGCACCUACGUCGGGAAUUCAGCAGAUGCGGGUGCACCAGCAGGUGAUCUAGGUGUGACGACGGGUGGUGGUGGCGGGCUGGAGCCGUUUGGGUAUGGGACUGUUGCUGUCACGGGUAUGGCGAAGAAGACUGGGGCAGAGGUUGUCGGAUCGAGGGUGGUGGCUUCAGGAGAGGUGGUUGAUGGGGUGUAUGUGCAUGCUGCGAGCCCGUCGUCGGGAAGUAACUCGAGUCGGUCUGAGGAGAAGUUGGUGUAG
Molecule: messenger RNA, 441 nt
Organism: Drepanopeziza brunnea f. sp. 'multigermtubi' MB_m1
Lineage: Eukaryota; Fungi; Ascomycota; Leotiomycetes; Helotiales; Drepanopezizaceae
Source: RefSeq, a predicted model, not a curated record